AGUUAAAAAAAAUUAAGAGACAAUUAAGCAAUAAAUAUAAGGAAGAAUGGGUCUGAAUGAGUUAUCAAGCGAAAAAGAAGAGGUUACGGGAGGGUUAGUUCAGAAAAUGGCUACAAUAGAUAUUCAAGAUUCGGCUAGUAUUAAGAGGACGGCAACGUAUGUUCCGCCUCAUCUUCGUGGUAGAAUAAAUGGUACGAGUGAUUCUCAGGGGAGUUUUGGAGGGCGGAAUAGUAUGUCGAUGCUUAGAUCAUCAACAUGGAAUACGAGUACAGAUGGGACGUAUAGUUCUAGAAAGUCUAGAUAUGGGUGUGAUUUAUUUUCGUAUAAAGGACAGAGUGAUCAGGGUUCAUGGUGGGACGGAAAACAUGUUAUUGGGACACGAAAUCAUCGUUUAGAGCGGGAACUUUUUGGGUCACAGUUUGACACGAAUACGAUGAGUACGGGGAUUAAUUUUGAUAAAUAUGAUGAUAUUCCUGUGGAAGUAAGUGGAACAGAUGUUCCGGAGCCUAUUUCAGUUUUUACGAGUCCUUUGGAUCCACAUCUUUUAAGUAAUAUUGAACUAGCGAAUUAUAAGAACCCGACGCCGGUUCAGAAGCAUUCAAUUUCUAUCGUAAUGAAUAACCGGGAUUUGAUGGCAUGUGCACAAACAGGGUCGGGUAAGACAGGAGGGUUUUUAUUUCCUAUCUUGUCAAAAAUGUUUCAAUCUGGACCGAAUGAUUUAUCGAAUCAUAUGGGAUAUACAUCAUAUAUCCGUCGAAAGGCGUAUCCAAUGGCAUUAAUUCUUGCGCCUACAAGAGAAUUAGUAAGUCAAAUUUAUGAUGAAUCACGCAAAUUUUCCUAUCGAUCGUGGGUAAAACCAUGUGUUGUAUACGGUGGUACGGAUGUUAGUUCUCAACUACGUCAAAUCGAACGUGGUUGUGAUAUGUUAACCGCUACACCGGGUCGUCUUGUUGAUUUGAUUGAACGUGGCCGUAUUUCUCUUUCAAACAUUAAAUACCUCGUACUCGAUGAAGCCGAUCGUAUGCUGGAUAUGGGUUUCGAGCCUCAGAUUCGUAGGAUCGUCGAAGGCGAGGAUAUGCCGGAUGUUCAGAAUCGUCAAACGUUAAUGUUUUCUGCCACAUUUCCUAGAGAUAUCCAGAUUCUUGCACGGGAUUUUUUGAAAGAUUAUGUAUUUCUAAGUGUUGGAAGAGUUGGCUCAACUAGUGAGAAUAUUACCCAAAAAAUUGAAUAUGUCGAAGAUACGGAUAAAAAAUCCGUUCUUUUAGAUAUUUUACAUACGAUGCCUCGUGGAGGUCUUACAUUAGUUUUCGUUGAGACUAAGAAAAUGGCUGAUACGCUUUCCGAUUUUCUAUUGAAUUCCAAUUUCCCAGCUACAAGUAUUCAUGGAGAUCGAACUCAACGUGAACGAGAAAAAGCCUUAGAAAUGUUUCGUGGUGGAAGAACACCGAUUAUGGUUGCUACGGCUGUAGCUGCCCGUGGACUUGAUAUUCCUAACGUAACGCAUGUAAUUAAUUACGAUUUACCUACCGAUAUUGAUGAUUAUGUACAUCGGAUCGGACGUACGGGUCGUGCUGGAAAUACUGGUAUUAGUACUGCCUUUUUUAAUCGUGGGAAUAGAAACAUUGUACGUGAUUUAUUAGAAUUACUUAAAGAAGCGAAUCAAGAAAUACCAUCGUUUUUGGAGAGUAUUCUUAGAGAAAAUAAUACUAUGAAUUGUCGUAGCAGUACAAAUACUAUACGUGGUCGUCGCCGAGGAGCUGGCGCAAGGGAUUAUCGUAAGGUUUCUAAUGAAAGCAAUUGUGACGAUUAUUCAAAUGAUAAUAAUUAUGGUUCUGUAUCGAAUAAUUAUUCCGAUAAGAAUUGUGGUAAUGGUUAUGGUUUUCAAUCAUAUGGAAAUCCAUCAAAAGUAACAAAUCAAAGUUGGUGGUAAAAAUAUGGCAGCAUACAAAUCAUCCUUAUAUUCGAUGUUUUUUUU
This is a messenger RNA of Pneumocystis carinii B80, 1975 nucleotides long. RefSeq names its product ATP-dependent RNA helicase ded1. Gene Ontology annotation, molecular function: RNA binding; ATP binding; RNA helicase activity. Gene Ontology annotation, cellular component: nucleus. The record is from RefSeq and is a predicted model, not a curated record. Lineage: Eukaryota; Fungi; Ascomycota; Pneumocystomycetes; Pneumocystales; Pneumocystaceae. Bases 47 to 1930 code for a protein of 627 amino acids. The transcript is spliced from 3 exons.